Molecule: messenger RNA, 2333 nt
Organism: Oncorhynchus nerka (sockeye salmon)
Lineage: Eukaryota; Metazoa; Chordata; Actinopteri; Salmoniformes; Salmonidae
Product: CD209 antigen-like
Exons: 7
Coding region: 258-1754 (498 amino acids)
Molecular function (GO): signaling receptor activity
Source: RefSeq, a predicted model, not a curated record
UGGUUUGGACAAAAAAAAACACACAACUCCAAUCUUACAUUUCGUGCUCACUGAGUACAUCUGGUUACGUUGGACAUAUUUACACACCAAUGUAAUAUAUUUGGACGCAUUUCUUUUCAACUCUCAAAGACCGUGUAAAUCAACUACGUCAAGCUCACCUCCAGUACUUCAAGUAACGAUACAUAAGGCACAGAUACACAUUUUGAGUGUAAAAAUGUAAGAGACAAUCUAUACAAACACAGGUGGAGAAUCCAACAAUGCAGACCAUGGAUAUUGACAAAGACACAUAUGCCAACAAGCCCAGAAAAAAGGAUUACAUCGGUGUUACAUUUUCAGCUAACUUUCAGUGGUGGAAGAGACCAUCCGGAGUUGCUGCAGUGUGUCUGGGGCUGCUGUGUGUUCUCCUAUUGGCUGGGAUCAUAGGCCUGUCUGUCUACUAUACCCGAGUCAUUGGUCAUUACUACUCUGCAGAGAGAUUCCAGACGUCCAGUUUGAACAACCUGACUAAAGAGAGAGACCAGCUAAAGACCAGUUACACCACCCCAACUAAAGAGAGAAACCAGUUAAAGACCAGUUACAACACCCUGACUAAAGAGAGAAACCAGUUACAGACCAGUUACAACACACUGACUAAACAGAGAGACCAGCUACAGAUCAGUUACAACACCCUGACUAAAGAGAGAGACCAGCUACAGAGCAGAUACAACAACCUGACUAAAGAGAGAGACCCGCUACAGAACAGUUACAACACCCUGACUAAAGAGAGAGACCAGUUACAGACUAGAUACAACACCCUGACUAAAGAGAGAGACCAGUUACAGACCAGUUACCACACCCGGACUAAAGAGAGAGACCAGUUACAGACCAGUAGUAACAACCUGACUAAAGAGACAGACCAGCUACAGACCAGAUACAACACCCUGACUAAAGAGAAAAACCAGUUACAGACAAGUUCUAACACCCUGACUAAAGAGAAAGACCUGCUACAGACCAGUUAUAACACCCUGACUAAAGAGAGAGACCAGUUACAGACCAGAUACAACACCCUGACUAAAGAGAGAGACCAGUUACAGACCAGAUACAACACCCUGACUAAAGAGAGAGACCAGUUACAGACCAGUAGUAACACCCUGACUAAAGAGAGAGACCAGUUACAGACCAGUAGUAACACCCUGACUAAAGAGAAAGACCAGCUACAGACAAGUUAUAACACCCUGACUAAAGAGAGAGACCAGUUACAGACCAGUUACAACACCCUGACUAAAGAGAGAGACCAGUUACAGACCAGUUACAACACCCUGACUAAAGAGAAAGACCACUUGAAGGAAGAGCUAAACAAACAGAGCUGUGGAUGGAAGAAGUUUAAGUCCAGUUUGUAUUACCUCUCUACUGAGAAGAAAUCCUGGACAGAGAGCAGGCAGGACUGUCUGGGACGAGGAGCACACCUGGUGAUCAUUAACAGCAAAGAGGAACAGGAAUUUAUCCAUGAAUGGAGUGGAUGCCUGGAAAUCUAUCUUGGUUUCCAUGACACCAAUACAGAGGGGGUUUGGGAGUGGAUUAACGAUGGCGCAUUAGACCAAUCAUCAGCUCCUGUCACUACGUAUUGGAGGGAUGGGGAACCAAACGAUGCAAAUCAGGGUGAAGACUGCGCUCAUCUCUCAAAGAUGGCAUCAGACCCACUAAAGAGUUGGAACGACGUACCAUGCACAAUGAAUAAGCACUGGAUGUGUGAGAAGACAACGUCCACAUUGUAAUUAUGUGUUUAGAGUUUUGAAACAUGAGACAUUUUGAUGAUCUGUUUUAGAUGUUUGUGUUAAACUCAUUCUUGUGAAAAUUUGGCAAAGUGAUUGGGGGAAAAAACAUAGGUAAAUUGACCCUUAUCUGAGCAUGGUGGGCUAACACACUCUGUGGUGGGCUAACACACUCUGUGGUGGGCUAACACACUCUGUGGUGGGCUAACACAGUCUGUUCUUGCACAUAUGACCCUGGUUCAAAACCCAGCCGGCUACAUAAACAGCCUAAAAUUCUCAUUUGGAUAUCCAAUGUGACUAGAUUAUGUUUUAUUUUGUAAUGAAAUCCCAACAUUAUAUUAUCAGAAACUGUUAUGGAUUUAAGUGGACUGGCGAAGCAGCUUAAGUAAUAGAAAUCCUGAUGUAUUAGCAAAGAAACGUAACAGCUUAUUAUUUAACAGUACAAAGUUAGUAUAAACCAUGUAUGCUGUAUUGGUAAUAUAAUGGCUCAGUAUAGACCAUGUAUGCUGUCCUGGUAAUAUAAUGGCUCAGUAUAGACCAUGUAUGCUGUAUUGGUAAUAUAAUGGGGCACUAUAGACCAUG